Molecule: messenger RNA, 2297 nt
Organism: Solea solea (common sole)
Lineage: Eukaryota; Metazoa; Chordata; Actinopteri; Pleuronectiformes; Soleidae
Gene: hdhd5
Product: haloacid dehalogenase like hydrolase domain containing 5
Exons: 8
Coding region: 196-1530 (444 amino acids)
Biological process (GO): glycerophospholipid biosynthetic process
Cellular component (GO): mitochondrion
Source: RefSeq, a predicted model, not a curated record
CUCUUCUGCGCAUGCGCGGUCAUGGUUCGUUGAAGCUUAAAUAGUUGUAACCUAACAAACACCAUAGAGGGGGAGCAAAAUGAGGGACUGACCCUCACCCUGUGAGAUAUGAACUAUUUCUGAGUGGACACACACUCACACACACACUGUCGGCUCAGCUCUGCUGUGUCUUUUUACUCACCGGUUCCUGGAGAAAUGCAGAGACUGUGGUGUCUGAGAAGCGGCUUGCAGCUGCUGAAGUCCAGCUGUGAGGGAACAUCAAAACAAACCAACAAAUGGCUUUCGACCUCCAGACGUUACAGCCAUGCCUCCAGCUCCUUCGGGCUCCUCUUUGACAUUGACGGGGUGCUGGUGCGAGGCAGGACGCCAAUCCCUGCUGCCAAAGAGUGCUUCAAGAAUCUGGUGGACCGCAAUGGGCAAUACAAGGUGCCUGUGGUGUUUGUCACUAAUGCCGGGAACUGCAUGAGGCAGACGAAAGCUGAACACCUGUCACAGCUCCUUGAGGUGGAGGUGUCUCCAGACCAGGUGAUGCUCUCCCACAGUCCUUUGCGAAUGUUCACCCAGUUCCACAAAAAGUGUGUGCUGGUGUCGGGCCAGGGUCCCGUGGAGGAAGUUGCUCACAAUCUGGGCUUUCAGGACAUUGUGACUAUAGAAAUGCUGAGAGACGCAUAUCCUCUUCUAGAUGUCGUGGAUCACAACAGAAGGCCCAGAGGCAGUAUUCCACCCACAAAAGGCUUAGGGCCAAUCGACGCUGUUGUCUUAUUUGGUGAGCCAAUCAGAUGGGAGACCAACCUCCAGCUUCUUACUGACGUGCUCCUGACAAAUGGGAACCCAGGCAGUGACUGGAGUUCGGCACGGUACCCUCACAUCCCGGUCCUGGCCUGUAACAUGGACCUGCUGUGGAUGGCAGAGGCGAAGAAUCCGAGGUUUGGUCAUGGUAUGUUCCUGGUCUGCUUAGAAAGUCUUUACAAGAAGAUCACGGGGUAUGAGCUCAAGUACGAGGCUCUGAUCGGUAAACCCAGUGUGGUGACGUACAAUUAUGCUGAGCUGCUGAUCAGACAGCAGGCUGAGAAACUUGGCUGGACCACACCUGUGAAGAGGCUGUAUGCUAUAGGUGAUAAUCCCAUGGCUGAUAUAUACGGCGCCAACCUCUAUGACCACUACCUCAAUGCUUCUCGGUCUACCAAGGCCCAGAAACAGGCCCAGAGUGGUGGAGGAAGAGUAGAUCCCCUCACAGAAGCUGAUGCCCCUAAAAUGCCUUCAGCAGAGCAAGGAGAGUUUGGAAUUAACCCAGAAGAGGAAGAACUGCCUGACAGCUGCAGCUCCAUCCUGGUGUGCACAGGAGUGUACAGCAGAGAUCAGCAGGAGCUGCCCUCAGACACGACCCAGACCGUCACCAAGCAGCACAUCUUCCAUGGUCACCGGGACUUCGGCUUUGACCCCAGCCUCACGCAGCCGUCCUUCACGGUGCAGGAUGUGAAGGAGGCGGUGGAGCUGGUGUUCCAGCAGGAGGGUUGGCCCCUGGAGUAACACACGCACUCCAGCCUUGUAGUAACCAGCUCACCCCAUAGAAGCAAGUGUGUCACAGGGAAGAUGUACUGUAGCUGUUACUGUGGCUAGGUCUUAAAGAUUUUUUUAAAUAAGUGCCAUAGAAUCAGCUGUAAUAAGUAACAAAUGCAGUUUUAACACCAACUACAGGAACGUUGCAGGCAUAAAAGUCGGUUUUACAGGGUAGUGGGUCACAAACAGUCUUGUUUUAUGCAUAUACACAGAAGUUUACAGAUUUUCUAGCUGUUAACAUUUAUUUUAACUAAAGUCUGUAAGUUCACUUUACUUUAAUGUUGAGACUGAUCCAGGAAGACCCUUCAUACAUCUGCUGAUAAUAUAUAUAAAUAUAUAUAUAUAUAUAACACACAUUGUCCUGACAAAGAUGGAUUUUAUUCUCUGCACAACAGUUUGCCUAACUCCACCAUCUUGUCUUUCCAAAAUAUGCAUCCAUUAGCAGGUAACCCAGUUCUGCUUGUAUUACUGUCAUGUGCUUUAGCUUGAUUUGUUUCAUAAGCUAUGAAUAACAUGUAACCACUAAGGCCGAUGAGAUUAAGUAGCCAGGUCUCAGUUUAGUACCUCAUUAGAUUUAAUUUAAUCAAUUUUCAGUAGGAUGGUAGAUUUUAUUUGACUUCUUUAAAGUUGUUACAGUUGUGAAAAUCCUAUGAAUGGAUCAUGUGAACGUCUAUUGUCCAAUGUAAGACUUUUGAGAGAGAAUAUGGAAUUACAGCACAAAUGGUUCUAAACUAAAG